AUGAGCCAACCACAGCAGCUCCCUCCAACACGAAGGCCUGUCAGGUCAGGUCCGUACGGUGGCGCCGCGGCGGUUCCUGGCGGUGACCAGCAAGACGAGCUGCACAUGGCGGCGGCCAUGCCGACGAGCCCCAAUGCCCCCGGACGGCAGCAGGUACCGCCUCCAUCGUCGCGAGCCUUCGACUACACCCCUCAGACCAAGCAUGAGCACCAUCAACAUGCUCAGCAAGGCGCGAUACCCAACGCCCUCCAACCGGGUAGCUUGGUGUCCCGCCCACCAGUCCUAUCCGCCAACACGGCGCCAACCCUACCUACGAUACACACAUCCAUGCCUCCAGCUGCCGCCUCUCACCAGCAGGCCCAGCAGCAAAAGUCGCCGACGUCAAACGAAUACGGCCAGACUCCGACAAAGUCGUCGCUCGCGAUGCCGCACACUCACUCGUACUCCCGGUCCAGCCCGGCCGCCGGAUAUGACGCCCCUCCCUCGUCUUCCUACCACACAUACACGCCCACGACAUCCAGCGGCUCCUCUUCUCAGUUCAUGUCCCCGGUUGAUAUCGCAAAAUACAACGUCCCAGGCUCGCAGCGCAACCUCUCCAACACGCCCCUGGGCCUUGCCGACAUCCGGCCGCGUGCCGAUUCGCGCUUGUCGGACGGCGCACCAGGUGCGGCGCACGACCUGGCCAACGCCCGACCGAGCCCGAGCAAUUAUCUGGCACCCUGGGCCGUCUACGCCUUCGAUUGGUGCAAGUGGCGGCCUCAGGGCAACAGUGCUGGCAAGCUAGCCGUCGGUAGCUACCUCGAGGACGGCCAUAAUUUUAUUCAAAUCCUCGACAGCCAUGUCGUCCCGGCACCGCAAGACGUGUACACGCCUGGCACGUCCAAGUAUAGUCUCGACUUCACCAAGGUUGCCGAAGCGACACACUCUUAUCCCGUCACCCGGCUGUUGUGGGAACCUCCCUCGUCUCAGAAGCAGUCCACCGACCUCUUGGCUACCUCAGGCGACCAUCUACGACUUUGGUCGCUCCCGUCAGACACCCCGGCGAACCCGAGCAAUACCAUCACCAGGGGUGCGCGAGACGCCGCGACCACCAAGCUCACGCCGCUCGCCUUGCUCUCCAACUCCAAGACCCCCGACCACACCGCACCGCUCACGUCGCUCGAUUGGAACACCAUUUCCCCCAGUCUCAUCAUCACCUCCAGCAUCGAUACGACCUGCACCAUCUGGGACAUCCCGUCCCUAACAGCCAAGACGCAGCUCAUCGCGCAUGACAAGGAAGUCUACGAUGUACGGUUCUGCGCAAACAGCGUCGACGUCUUUGUGAGCUGCGGCCAGGAUGGCAGCGUCCGCAUGUUUGAUCUGCGCAGUUUGGAGCAUUCCACCAUCAUUUACGAGCCAACUGGCAAGGAGGAAAAGGAUGGCGGGGGGGCCUGCGCAAGCCCCACGACGGCCGCACAGCAGUCCAUGGCGAUGCCUCCACCCCUGCUCCGGCUGGCCACGUCUCCCCACGACACCCAUCUCCUCGCAACAUUUGCCGCCGAUUCAAACAUCAUCCGAGUUCUGGAUGUACGGCAGCCCGGUCAGGCACUGCUCGAGCUCCGAGGCCACACUGGCGCCAUAAAUUGUCUGGAGUGGUCGCCGCUGCGGCGAGGAACCCUCGCUUCGGGCGGCGAUGAUUGCCAGGUGCUUGUGUGGGAUCUCCUGACCUCGGGCUCCGCCACGAGCGGACCGUCGAUCAACGGCGCAUCCCAGCAGGAUAGCCACAGGAGUCCUGUGGCCUGCUGGGACUGCGAGUACGAGCGGCGAAUGGCUCGGCGUCAGUGCCGGCCGUGGCAUCUGGGGUACACGAUUGAUGUGAUGGAUCGUGCUGGAGAAUCCACCAUGUCCAAAUUGCGGUCGGGCCGGGACGGCAGGGCCGUCGAUGAGAUCAACCGUCUCAUGUCAUGCAGCUCUCUUUCGUUUGGUCUUGAGUGCCCUCCCUCCCUGGCCAGGACCCCCGGACCUGCCAACUUUGGGUCUUCUCCCAAGCAGGGGAGUACCGGUGAUGGCUUGCGCCGACGCGUUGAACAGGGCCAGAAGGUUGUCUACUACGAUUUCCAUCGGCUAUUGGAACCCGAAUGA
Molecule: messenger RNA, 2121 nt
Organism: Drechmeria coniospora
Lineage: Eukaryota; Fungi; Ascomycota; Sordariomycetes; Hypocreales; Ophiocordycipitaceae
Product: WD domain containing protein
Exons: 4
Coding region: 1-2121 (706 amino acids)
Cellular component (GO): nucleus
Molecular function (GO): protein binding
Source: RefSeq, a predicted model, not a curated record